CAGCGUAGCGGACGUGGCAGUUAUCCAAUUUGUACUAUAUUUCUUCUUUCCAUAAUAAAUUAAGUGUUUGCCAUGACCAAAGAACGUAAAUCUAUAUCGUAGAUUUACGUUCUUUGCAAUGACAUCGAAAUCGGAGCACGUUUUUUGGCAGCAAGUUAUAUUGCAUCGCGACACUGUAGGCGGCCGCCUGAUAAUUAGAAAAGUAAAGAAACAAUGCUACCCAUUUCUAUAGUGUGAAAAAAGCAACCCUGACCAGAAAAAAAAGAAGAUAAAAAACAUUUCGGCCCGAAAAAUAUAGGAAUAAUUGCAAAGAAAGGAAAAUUAACAUAUUUCAAUGAUACAAAACAAUACACACCACAAAUGGACGAGGUCGAUAUAGAUGGAGAAGAUUUCAAUGAGCUUGAAGCGAGGCUUUACGGCCAAAUACACCAUGAGGCCGUAGAUUCGGCAACGGUAGAAGUUGUAAACAAUGCGGUCGAGACCCCAGCGCCAGAAAAAGAAAGCGUGGAACGUAUUGUCACUGCAAAAAGCGUUGUGAAUAGACCUGCGAAGUCAAGUCGUGUUCCCGAUACACGCUACUGGGUAAAUAGCACUGCUAAACCAGCUCAUAUGCCCAAACCAAAUGAAAGCAAUACCACUAUUUCUAAAGCAAGUAUUGCUGCUAAUCAAAAUAAAAGUAUAAAUGAUCAUGAAAAGUUAUCCACAACAACUACCCUUGAGACAAAAAAAAUUAGUGACCAGAGUAAAAAAAAUGAGACAGACAAUGUCCGAAAAGUUCAAAGUCAGUCACCUAAUAAUGACAUUGUUAAACAAAUAGAACCGCAGGAACAACAAAGCCCUGAAAAAGAUAAAUUACCAAAUGAAAACUUCCGCAUAAACCCGGCUGCAGUAGCUAAAAACACAAAGUUAAAUUUAAAAAAUAAAAAACAAAAAAAAGCAAUAGAACAUGUCCCACGAAGUGGCCCUUUCAUGCAGCAAGAAAAGAAGUUACAAAAAGCGCUAGUAAUUCAAGAAAAAAAGAAAAAAUCUAAAAAAGUACGUAACAAAAAUCGUAAAAAACAAAAGCAAGUUGAAACUAUUGUCUUGGAAUCUGCGUCAGAAAGUUCGAGUGGAACGGAUGAGUCUGACGAUGAUGUAGUUUUAAUACCGGCAAAGCCUCCACCUACAAUCACCCUAUCUGACAGUGAUACCGAUGCUAUUGUUGGUGAAUCAAACGCCCUACAACUUGAAGAAGAGAAUGCCAUAGAUGCUUCUGAUGUAUUUAUUGAUAAAAAAACGAAAUCAAGCGAUUUCACCACACCAACUGAAGUCCGCAGCAAUGUGGCGCAGGAAGCAUCCGAAAAGCAGGCGGAGCAAAUCUCAAGUAGAUGCACAUCACCAUGUUCUGUACUAUCAUCCGACGAUUUCAUUGGCCAGACGGACCGAAGCCGUUUGCUUGAAGACAAUUGCAUGGCAGAUGAUCAAGAUUUAGCUCUGCUUACUGCUGAUGUUGACAGUCUAAUGCAACCACCACAGGCACAACCUAGCAGUACGAAACAAACCAACAAUCCAGCAAAUAAUUCCCCAUCAGAUGAUGUUAUGUGCACUGGUCAGUUCACCGUUUCCUUCUUGAAUUCAGCAAAUAAAAACACCGAAGCAUUAGAAAAACAGAAGAAACAGCAGAAUAAUUAUCGGGUAGAGCAGGCAGAAUUUAGAGCGAUGGACGUUUAUGAAAGUGAAUCUGAUAUAACUGACAGUGUGUACUCCAAGGGCACUGUUCGGAACAGAACGAUCAUAAAUGCAGUUGACACUAGUUCUGAAGCUGAGGAUCUACAGCAAGCUCCAUUGAAUCAAAAGGUAAAACGUUUCUGCAAGCGGCGAACAUCAAGUAGCAAUCGCGGCUCUGACGCACUUAACGACGAUGCAAGCACGGAUGAUGAACUGGAGGGAGGCGUAUCCAAAACGCCAAUACCAUAUAUUUUGUGCGGAACAGCUGUUGAACGUUGCAAUAAAAAAUUGCGUAAGCGUACGCAAUCGUUAAGCUCCCGGCGAGCUUCAGCUGGUGGCACUGCCAACGCCGCUGGAAAUAUGUCCGACACUGAAUUCAUAGCCACACUGAAUAGCUUAGUGCAAGGGCGUGAGGAAGAUAUAAAUAAAGGGACAUAUGACAAAAGUGAAGACGAUGAAAACUCUGAGGAUCAAUUACGAAUUGAUAGUAAUAAAGGUAAAAGCAUCACUCAGGUUUUCGAGAAAUCUGUACCAGUAUCUGCUGGUACCCAGAAAGAUGAGCCUGACCGAUUAAGUGUACGAUCAGUGCAUAUAGUAGAACCUCCUCCGCCAUCAGCGAAUUUUUCUGAUGCAGUGCCUGACGAUGCUUUAGCUGGAUUAGAUAAGAUUUUCGAUUCAAUUGAUAACAUGGUUGAACCCAAUUCUAAUUUCAAAAAGAAACCAAGUGAGUCAGAAAAUAGCUCAGAAAAUGAAAUCGAAGUAAUUCAGCCACCUGUGCGAGCACUAACUACAGCUGAGCAAAUAAAAAACAAAAACGCUCUACCUAUCGGACACAUCGUUUACCAUGAGCAUACUUUUCAACAGGGAGGUGUGGGUUGGAAUGAGGAAAUGGCCAAAUUCUAUAAUUUGUCCUGGCAUGGAGAACGUUUUUCAGUGGUUGGAGUGCAAAAUAGAAUGGAUAAGGAUCGCAGCCUAUGGAAGAUUUACACAGAAGAUCGUUUUCCCAAAACGCGCCCCUACAGCAAUCAGAAAUGCUACAACUGCUGUGAAUUCGGACACACACGCGCUAAAUGUAGACGACCAAAAAAGCCCCCUGUUUGUUAUAUGUGCGGCGAAAGUGGACAUUUCGAGCCUCGUUGUCCAAACACAAUUUGCCUAAGGUGCGGUAAUAAAACACAAAUGUUUACAAAAAGCUGCAAUGCUUGCACAUUCCAAAAUCGGCUUAUUUGUCCCAUAUGCAAGGUCCGUGGACACUCCAUUAACCUAUGCCCAGAUAAAUGGCGACGUUACCACUCCACGACCCAACCAAAUGCACAUCCUCAUAUGGAGGUAGAGUUCAAUAAACGUAAAAUGUGCUGUGUCUGUGGUGCAAAUGGACAUUUUUCGGACACAUGCCGCAGUGCUUCACGCUUUAUGGAGUAUCCAGUUAUUAUAAGCUACGUAAAAUCACAUCAGAAGUCGUAUAACGAUUUAUUGUUCACAUCGCCACGUCUUGGAAUAGCUCUCAAUCUUCUGUAUAGACCUUUAGAUACGGUUGUAUUUCAUAUGGCCGAAAAAACGUCACCAAAUGAUUACUAUGGACGCUUUUUGAAAGCAGUGGGCCUCGGCAAUUUGCUUCCACGCAAACGGCCAAGCAAUUGUUUGGCAGCCCCUGAAAACCCUUCAAAGCAAGCUAGAAGCCUCUCAGGACGCUACGUGCCAAAUCCAUAUGGCAGAUCAGCCAGAGGAAGUGUUCAAACCAUAAGUGAUGUAGAUGAUCGUAAUAAAUUAACAGAGAAAGCGGCACCAAAUCAGGUGCAGGAAGUGAGUGGUAGCGUGAUCUCAGCCGAGGCUGUCACAUCAGGAGCACUGGAAGAUAUUUCUUCUGAUGAAGGGAUGACACAUACCAACGAAGUAAGCGAAUCUAUGGGAAAUGAUGCAAACGAAGUGGAAGUUAAUAAAGAAGUCAUAAGGGAAAACGAAUUCAAAGCACCUGGAGAGGCAUCGGCUAUUAUAACAACGCACCAAUCAGCUCAGCACAAGGAAAACCUUACAGCAGAUUCCGAUUCGAAUUACAGUUUUUCAGAUCAUUUUGAAGUACCACCAGCUGCUGUUAGGGGCGAAAAUGAAACAAUUACGGGCGAUGCUGAAUUGGAUGUACAGCCAUCCACAUCUGCUGCUACCAGGAGCAUGUUAUCAGCAAAGCGAGUACGAGAAAUGGAUCCUUUGCCAGAUUUCAUACCAAUUACCUGUGGCAGUGAUGUCAACACAACCGAAAUAGAUGAUAACUUUGACACACAGACAGGUAUUUCUCGACGAUUUGUUGCUGCAAAUACCGAUGAUGAACAGGAAGACGAUGCAGCACAAGCGAAUGAUACGCCAUGUGAAGCAAAAAUAUAUCUCACCCAUUUCCACAGCAACUACUUAUUGUCACCAGAUGGUCACGAAUUUUUGAAACAGAAAUCCGAAGAGUGUAAUAUUAAAGCAAGGCUCGACUGGACAUCUGUUGGUCAUGUGUUGGUCAUAUUCGGACUUCCCAGUGACCAGGAUAUAUUUCACAAAGCAUUGUUAGAUAAAUGUAAAGAUUUGAUGGAUCGAAUGAGUAACAAACAAUUGAGCGCCAUGAAAGUGCCCAAGCGCAUUGAUGCGUUGAUUCGCUUUUUGCGCGAAAACAUUUCUCAACUGCAGAGUGAUUUAGGUGACGUGAAUGAUUUACAAAGGCGCAUCAACAAUUUGGAGAAGUCACACACUAAGGCGAAUAUGAAAUUGGCGGAGAAAUUCCGGCGUCUGCUUAAUAUGAUAUUACUGGGUCAGGCCGGCCUGUGUGAUGGCGACAAGCAUUUGGAUAAGCUUUUUAUGAAUUUAAAAUCUCUUAUUAAUGAUUAUCAAGCUGAAAAUAUGGUACCGCAAUCACUACGCGAAGAGAUUGAUUCACACUCCAGACUGAUCUUUACCUCGUAUCGGCAUGAAAAUUAUCCUGAUCUAAUUCAAAGUUAUAAC
This is a messenger RNA of Rhagoletis pomonella (apple maggot), 4686 nucleotides long. RefSeq lists its product as uncharacterized. The annotation marks the transcript as partial. The transcript has 7 exons. Lineage: Eukaryota; Metazoa; Arthropoda; Insecta; Diptera; Tephritidae. The record is from RefSeq and is a predicted model, not a curated record. Gene Ontology annotation, molecular function: zinc ion binding; nucleic acid binding.